AUGCUCAGGAGCUUCUGUCUCCAGCUCAUGUCCUUGCUUUGGAUCCUCUUAGCCCAUCACCAGCUUGCCCAAGGUGAUGACUGCAGUGAGCACUGCAACCUGGCCCAUGGCAGCUGCGACCAGGAUGGGAAGUGCAGGUGCGACCCAGGCUGGGAGGGCGAGUACUGCGAGGAGUGUGUGCGCAUGCCGGGCUGCCUCCACGGGACCUGCCACCAGCCCUGGCAGUGCAUCUGUCACAGCGGCUGGGCCGGCAAGUUCUGCGACAAGGACGUCCACAUCUGCGAACAUCAGUCCCCAUGCCAGAAUGGGGCUCAGUGCAUCUAUGACCGAGAUGGGGACUACUCCUGUCUGUGUCCAGAGGGCUUCCAUGGGAAGGACUGUGAGAUGAAGGCAGGGCCAUGUGAGAAGGCAGGGUCUCCAUGCAAGAAUGGGGGGCAGUGUCAAGACGAAAAUGGCUUUGCCAGCAACUUCACCUGCCGGUGCCUCGCUGGCUUUGUGGGGGCUCUCUGUGAGCACGACGUGGAUGACUGCCUGAUGCGGCCCUGCGCCAACGGUGCCACCUGCCAUGAUGGCAUCAACCGCUUCUCCUGCCAAUGCCAGGUGGGCUUCGAGGGGCGUUUCUGCACCAUCAACAUCAACGACUGUGCCAGCCAGCCCUGCAAAAAUGGGGCCAAGUGCUACGACCGCAUCAAUGACUAUGACUGCUUGUGUCCGGACCGUUUCACUGGCAAAACUUGUGAGAUCUCCAUCCCUGAGCCCACCUGGGCUCCCCCCUACCAUCCUUUGAACCACGAGAGCGGCUGGGCGAUUAGGAGCACCACCAGCGAGAUGCCUGAGGUGACACAGCCAGAGCCCAUGAGGAGUGCAGUUACGGGGCGGCGCGUGGCCAACCACAGUGAGAAAGUGCCGGGAGGAGGGUUGUUAAAAAUCUCUGUGAAAGAGGUGGUGACCCAAAGGGACUCAGGGCUGAGCGAAGCCCAGCUGGUGACAGUGCUGGUGUUUGGGGUGCUGACGGCAGUGCUGGUCCUCAUCACUAUCCUGCUCAUCCUGAGGAACUGGCAGAGGGGCCGACAGCGGUCGAACUGGUGCCAAAGCCCUUCGCAGGCUGCCAGGAAGCUCCAAGAUCAGGAGUGCCAGGUGGGCAUGUUAAACUCGGUCCUGAUCGAGCCCAGGAAAACAACAGAGCUCUGA
This is a messenger RNA of Centrocercus urophasianus (Greater sage-grouse), 1191 nucleotides long. It is a transcript of the gene DLK2, whose product is annotated as delta like non-canonical Notch ligand 2. The transcript has 5 exons. Lineage: Eukaryota; Metazoa; Chordata; Aves; Galliformes; Phasianidae. The record is from RefSeq and is a predicted model, not a curated record. Gene Ontology annotation, molecular function: Notch binding; calcium ion binding. The coding region runs from base 1 to 1191 and encodes 396 amino acids.